This is a messenger RNA of Dichomitus squalens LYAD-421 SS1, 528 nucleotides long. RefSeq lists its product as uncharacterized. The coding region runs from base 1 to 528 and encodes 175 amino acids. Lineage: Eukaryota; Fungi; Basidiomycota; Agaricomycetes; Polyporales; Polyporaceae. The transcript is spliced from 3 exons. The record is from RefSeq and is a predicted model, not a curated record.
AUGACGCAGGCUGCGGUCAAGAUGGUCAAGUCGGAGGCUGCUGCUGUCCGUGCGCCUCACGAGGGGGUCGGUGUCUCACGGCAACUGGGAACGCUCUCUUUGGAUCUGGGGAGGGAGAAGGACGUACUCUUGGUUUCUUCCAGCACCUUCUGCGGCCAUCCAGCGUUCUCGUGCACACUGCAGCCAGAUUUACGUCUCCUGCUCAGCUCUCGUCGGGGUUCGCUCUCCGAACACCGUCACGUCAAGAAGGAACAGGAAUUUCGUACAUCCGUCACACGUAGGGCACGCGUCCUUCUCAAGGACAUCAAGAAAGGUGACGAGACACUCAUGGACAACCACACCGGUGUCGGCAACCCUGGUUCAGAAGCCAUCGCCAUCGUGGGCGUCUUAAACAAGCUUCACCAGGCAUAUGUCUCGCGAACAAGUUUGAAGGCGCAAGACUUGAAACUCGUGCCGAUCGCUACGAACUCCUGCGUUACGCCACUGCCGACCUACAAACGCUCCGCGCCCAAAGGUAGCUUCUCUUGA